AUGGGAAAGCGGCAGGAAAGGGAGAAAGAUGAGGGCGGCGACGGAAAGAGGAGGAAGGUCGCGGCUGCGGCCCCCGUCUUCACCAUGGACGACCUUGACAUCCUCCACUGCGCCGUCUGCUGCGACCCCCUGCGCCCUCCCAUUUCCCAGUGCUCUACGGGUCGUCAUACCAUCUGUUCGUCCUGCCAGGACAAGCUCCCAGGCAAGUGCUGCUACUGCUGCGAAACAACAGUCUACAGUCGCUGCCGCGGGAUAGAAAAUAUGAUUGAAUCCCUCAAAGUUGCUUGCCCCAAUAAUGGAUGCACUGCAAGGAUAAAAUACUACCAAAAAGAAGAGCAUGAGGAAGUUUGCCCGCAGGCGCCAUGCUUCUGCCCCAUAGCCGACUGCAGCUUCAGCGGACCAACCGCAACGCUCUUGGAGCAUUUCUCAAGCAAAGACAAGCUGGACUCCACAAAAGUUUCGUACAACAAGGGGUUCGGGAUCCUCAUCAGCUUCAAUGUUAACGGCGAUCUUCCAGAACCAACCAUUCUUGUGGGUGAGGAUGGAUACCUCUUCAUUGUCUACAUGAAGACAGAGUCCCUCGGCCUUGGCAUCGCGGUCUGCUGCGUCCAGCCCCACAUUACAACUGGAUCCAAGUUCAAGUGCAAUCUGUCAUUGUCGUCGGCUGAGACGGGCUACUCCCAGGCUACAGAGUUUCACACAAGGAACACUAACCUGUAUGAUGGGUUUCCCGAUGACUGCUUCCUAUUCCUUGUGCCCAAGGCGAUGCUUCCAGGCGCUGGUACAAGUGACACGGUCCUGGUGAGUAUGGAACUCACGCCACAGUAG
This is a messenger RNA of Triticum turgidum subsp. durum (durum wheat), 828 nucleotides long. Lineage: Eukaryota; Viridiplantae; Streptophyta; Magnoliopsida; Poales; Poaceae. The record is from the annotation of a GenBank genome assembly.